Saitoella complicata NRRL Y-17804 is the source of this 927-nucleotide messenger RNA. RefSeq names its product XAP5-domain-containing protein. The record is from RefSeq and is a predicted model, not a curated record. NCBI's taxonomy places the organism in Eukaryota, Fungi, Ascomycota, Saitoellomycetes, Saitoellales, Saitoellaceae. The transcript has 2 exons. The coding region runs from base 1 to 927 and encodes 308 amino acids. Gene Ontology annotation, biological process: chromatin organization. Gene Ontology annotation, cellular component: nucleus.
AUGAGUGGACAGGACACCCCAACAAAACUCGGAAACGACCGCUUCACAACAUCUACCGAAACUGUCGAAGAGAACAUAAAGCGCGACACAGUCGGCCUCGUCACAAUCGAUGAGUUUCGGAAGAGAAGGGCUGAGAUUCAAAAUACGAAGGAUCGGGAGGAAACAAAUCCCGGGAAUUCAUUCGCAAGUCAUGCAAGCGCACCCGUAAAGAAGAAGGCGAAGAAAAAGGCAAAGAGCAAACUCUCCUUCCUCGGCGACGAGGAGGAAGGCGAAGACUCCUCAAUACCUACCAGCAAAGCAACCACCCGAUCCGCAACGCCCGCAGAUCAGCCGACAAAGAAAGUCAUGAAGAACCCGGACGUAGACACCUCCUACCUCCCCGACCAUGUCCGCGACUCCGCUCUCCGCGAUCAACGCGAAGCCUCCCGCGUGGCCCUCCUCGCACACCACUCAACCCUUCGCACUUCCCUCGUGACAAUCCCCUACCUCUUCCACUCAUCGUCUCCCUCAUCCUCCUCCGGAAAUGGAAAGGUGGAGAGAGUCGAAAUGAAAAUGGGUGAUACAGCCUACGAGUUCCUAGAGCGGGCACGGCGACCGAAGGAGAUGAGAGGGGAGUGGAAACGGGUUACGGCGGAUGCGUUGAUGAUGGUGAAAGAGGAUUUGAUUAUUCCGCAUCAUUAUGAGAUUCACUCUUUUGUCAAGGAGGGGACGAAGACGAAGAAAGGGUUGUUCUUUGAGUUUGGAGAGGAUGGGAAGAUGGAUGAGAGUGAUGAGACUCGGCUGGUAAAGGUUGUGGAGAAGAGUUGGUAUGAGAAGAAUAAGCAUAUUUACCCUGCGAGUAAGUGGGAGGUGUUUGAUCCAACUAAGGAUUACAGUACGUAUACGGCGAGGGAUCCGGAGAAGAAUGCGUAUUUCUUCAAGAGUUAG